AGUCAUUAUUUGGGGCUCUGAGGGGAACUUGCUAUACCCAUUCCCUGCCUUCAUUCUUCGCCUCGCUUUCUUGCCAGCUAGUACAUUCUUCUGUCAGGAUAGCAGUGGGUGGAAUGUGGACAGUCUUUCUGGAGCUGUCACCUACGGCAGCAGUCAGUGGUUAAAGGUUGUAGAUUGUGUACUUUGACGCCAAGAGAAUUGCAUCAACCCACCUGCUAGCACCAUGGACAUCUUCAACAGGAACAUCAACUUGGAUGCCCUCUUCAAAUUCUCCCACAUCUCCACAUCAACCCAGCAGCACCUGAAGAAAGUCUAUGCAAGCUUUGCGCUAUGCAUGUUUGUAGCAGCAGCUGGUGCCUACAUCAACGUGAUGACUCAGCUGGUGCAGUUUGGGCUGCUGACUGGUCUGGGAGCACUGGGCCUUAUGAUCUGGCUGAUGGCCACACCCCACAGCCAGGAAACAGAAAAGAAACGGCUGGGCAUGCUGGCAGGGUUUGCCUUCCUCACCGGAGUCAACCUGGGGCCUCUGCUGGAUAUGUGCAUCGCCAUCAACCCCACCAUAAUCCCAACUGCUUUCCUGGGCACAGCUGUGAUCUUCAGCUGCUUCUCCCUGAGCGCCCUCUAUGCCAAGCGCCGUGCCUAUCUGUAUCUAGGAGGUAUUCUGUUCUCUGGCCUCUUCCUGAUGCUGUUCUUCUCCCUGAUCAACAUUUUCCUGGGCUCGACUUGGCUUUUCACAGUUAACCUCUACAUUGGACUUAUGGUUAUGUGUGGCUUUGUGCUGUUUGACACUCAGCUCAUCAUUGAGAAAGCUGAGAAUGGAGACAAGGACUACAUCUGGCACUGUGUGGACCUCUUCUUGGAUUUCGUCAACAUCUUCCGAGAGCUCAUGGUCAUCUUGGGCAUGAAUGAGAACAACAAGAAGAAGAAAGAGAAGUGAAGUAACGCUGGAUGCCUGUGUGGAACACCCCAUCUUCUUGCCUGUCCCCUUCGCCUCUUUCUUGCUUCCCUCCAACCUCACUCUCAUUAAAGAUGCCCCCCAUUGUUCUGUGUGAAUGAGAAGCAUCUGUGAAGUUUUCAUACUUUGUGGAAUUUGGUUUUCCCCCCUCUUGGUUUUUGAGCUUUUUUAAAAACCAACUAGCUGAUCCUAAUGCUGGAGUCUGGCUUUGCCCUACUUCUGCACACCCCCGCCGCCUCUUUCCUUCAAGGGCUGCUGUCAUUCUUGCCCAUCCGGUUGGCGAUGAUCCCACAGCUUUGUCUCAUUGGGUAGCUUAUGUCCCUUUCUCUCUCCUCUUUCCCCACCCCACAAUACCAUGAGAGGAGGCUGGCUAAUAAGAGAGAGGGCAGUCCAUGCCUUGUUGCAGCAGGAGAGUUUUUGCUUUCACCAGCACUUAAUUGCCCUGAUUGCGCUUGCCUGAAAACAAACCGAACUGGUCUGUGUGGCUCUCAGAGAAGACUGAUGUUGCUCCAGUUGCUUUCCACAAGGCUGUGCAGGCUGCGAGAGAGACCACGUAGCUGCCGAUCAUGAAGAGCAGUUUGUUAGAAGUCCAUUGUGGCUGGGGGAGAGCCCCGACGAGUACUUAACGAUCCAGCAUGCGAGUGCACUCACACUGCGUGGUUUUUGGCUUAGCUCUGCUUCUGGGUAACAAAAACUAGUUGCUGUGCCAUUGAGAGAGACAUUCUAGUCUGGAAUCCAGCCCCAUAUUUCUUUCUCUGCAGCUGCCUAAAGGGCUGUUUAAGGGCAGGAUGUCAGUCUAGUCAGGCGCUCUCAAACUUCCUUGUGCUCCUAAGUUUGGAAACAAAGUGGUUGGGUCUCUUUUGGAGUUCCAGCCCAGCACUCUCCUUUACUGGAGUUCGGGGGCAGAGUGGUCUAGGUCAGUGGUGCUUGCCAGAGAGCUUGAGAUCUGGUGACUUAAGGUAGGCAGUAGGCUGCUGCUUCUCCUCUGACAUCUGGGAACCUGGUCUGUGGGUGAAGAGCCAGCUAACUGCCAUGCAGUGGGGUGUGUGAACUGAAUCAUGCUGUCCCUUUAUACUGGGACAGGAUAGAACUGGCACACUCAACACUGGUACAACUCCUGGCACAAAGCCCAUUAAGGAAUCUUAAAAGCUUUCCCUGUAUGAAAGUGGAUGAUAUUCCUCUUGCUCUUCUGAUACCUGAAGCCAGACUCCAACUCUGCUUGUUUGGGAUAAAGGACUUAUUUUUCUCUCUCUCAUCCUCUCUCCCCCGCCCCCUUUGGAACCAGUGCCAAGAAUUAAACUUCAAGAAAUCUACUUUAUAGAAACCUUGUCUAACAGGUUUUAAUAUAGUAAAAUGACUAAACUCUGUUGUUCAUUUAAUUUUCAGCUCUAGCUGCAUUCUUUAGACUCAUACUGUGAAGAGACAGGGUUUUUAAACAAAAAGGUGUUUUGAUUCAGAAAUAAGAAAUCUACAUUGUCUUGCUUUGUACAAAAAGAUUAAAAUAAAAAUCCUCAGACUUUAA
This is a messenger RNA of Hemicordylus capensis (graceful crag lizard), 2477 nucleotides long. It is a transcript of the gene TMBIM6, whose product is annotated as transmembrane BAX inhibitor motif containing 6. The transcript has 10 exons. Gene Ontology annotation, molecular function: enzyme binding. The record is from RefSeq and is a predicted model, not a curated record. Gene Ontology annotation, cellular component: mitochondrial membrane. Lineage: Eukaryota; Metazoa; Chordata; Lepidosauria; Squamata; Cordylidae. Gene Ontology annotation, biological process: negative regulation of endoribonuclease activity; negative regulation of RNA splicing; negative regulation of apoptotic signaling pathway. Bases 224 to 937 code for a protein of 237 amino acids.